Trichoderma reesei QM6a is the source of this 864-nucleotide messenger RNA. RefSeq lists its product as uncharacterized. Lineage: Eukaryota; Fungi; Ascomycota; Sordariomycetes; Hypocreales; Hypocreaceae. The transcript is spliced from 4 exons. The record is from RefSeq and is a predicted model, not a curated record. Bases 1 to 864 code for a protein of 287 amino acids.
AUGGCCUCAUCAAACUCACCGAACGGCGCGGACCGCCUCCCCGUCUAUGGGACGAAGGAGGAUGCCAAGGACGAGACUGCCGUGCUGGACUUUGACCGGCCUCGCCAGCCACGGGUCCAGACGCCCGAGCCCGAGGAGCAGCAUAACGGCGGGUUGACGCCCAAUGGUCCCGGCAUUCUUGGGCCCUUUGAUUGGGAUGAUUUCGAGGCGCGGUACGAAAAGGCGCUGGUCGAAGCGGACGAGCAGGAGCGAGAAAUUCUCAAAGAGGCGGAGAGCCUUGCCAAGUAUUUUCAAGUAUGGUCUUCGGCUGCCUCUGCUUACGACGAUGAGCGAGCGGUGAAGCGUCUGCAGACACGACAGCGGUUUGUCAAUAUCGCCGAAGAAAAGAUGGCCCAGCGGCAACAGCAUCACGAAGAAGUCCAAAGUCACUUCUCAAGCGAGGCGGCCGCUGAGUUUGGCCAUACUUUUAUAAGUCUUCCGCCGCAGGAGACCUUCGAGGCUCAACCAUGCGAGGACUGGUGGGAGGAGGAUGAAGAUGACGACGGCCUUGGAUACUACGAAGAUGGCGUCAAGAGAACCCUGACGGACGAGCAGAUUGCCAUUUUUCGUCACUCUGAGCUUCGAGAGCUCCGCCGGCAACAGGAAAAGCAAGCCGGAUCCAAAGCGCCAGAGCGGCCGCAAGAUGCCUCUGCGAAUGACCGAGGAACUGCCUCGCCACAGGACUCAGGCGGCGCUGUCGGCUCUCAAGGCAAGAAGAGGAAGAGGAAGAAGUCAAAGGCGGUCAAGCAAGAACCCAAGCCGGACUUGCGGAAGCGCACCUGGGAUGUGGUCGAAGCAGGGCUCGAUUCUCUCGAUUACGACUGA